Sphaeramia orbicularis (orbiculate cardinalfish) is the source of this 2024-nucleotide messenger RNA. It is a transcript of the gene lgals8b, whose product is annotated as galectin 8b. Lineage: Eukaryota; Metazoa; Chordata; Actinopteri; Kurtiformes; Apogonidae. Gene Ontology annotation, cellular component: cytoplasm. Bases 129 to 1019 code for a protein of 296 amino acids. The transcript is spliced from 8 exons. The record is from RefSeq and is a predicted model, not a curated record. Gene Ontology annotation, molecular function: carbohydrate binding.
CGUUCGGAGCUAAUGGAGAGAAGAUGUCCACUGCCUUCAUCCCCGUGUAGCUCAGGACAGCCUCCUACCGGUCCUCUUCCACAGAUACCCCCGUCAGCUGCGUGGUGUAGACCGACCCGAGAGGCCCGAUGUCUGUGGCCAAUGCGAAGCACACGGUGUUAAACCCGGUGAUCCCAUACACAGGACCUAUACCUGGAGGCCUGCACCCCGGGGAGAUCAUCAUCAUCCAGGGAACUGUGCCCCAGGAUGCUGACAGGUUUCAGAUCGACCUGUCAAGCGGCUGCAGCACCAAGCCGCGCUCGGAUGUCGCCCUCCACUUCAGCCCACGUUUUAAAGGCUCGCCCUGCGUGGUGUGUAACUCCCUGCUGCAGGAGAGCUGGGGAAAGGAGGAGACGCUCCAUCAGCUGCCCUACAAACGUGGAGCGCCGUUCGAGACCAUCAUACUGGUGCAUGAGGAGGUCUUCAAGGUGGCAGUAAACGGCACUCACUUAUUAGAAUACAAGCACAGAGUCCCAUUAGACAGGGUCGACACGUUUUCUAUUUCUGGGAAAGUCAGGGUGCACGCCGUAGGCUACAUCCCAAACUCAGCAAUAUACUCUGAAUCAGGUGACCUGAGCCUCCCUUACAAAGGCAGUAUACUGAAAGGACUGAGCCCCGGGCAGCAUAUUACAAUCAAGGGACAGGUCAGCUUGUAUCCACACAGCUUCACAGUUAACCUCCGUAACAGCAGGACGGAGAACAUCGCCCUCCACCUGAACCCUCGCAUGAAGUCGGCCGUGUUCAUCAGGAACUCGUACCUGGGUGAAACCUGGGGUCAAGAGGAGCGGGAGCUGCCCUUCUUUCCCUUCUCUUCAGGGGAGUACUUCGAGAUCCUCAUCCUGUGUCAGCCUCAUCAGUUUAAGGUGGCGGUCAACGGCUCACACUUGUUCGAGUUCAGACAUCGCGUGCAGGACUUGAGCAGCAUCGACCAGCUGGAGAUCAUGGGAGACCUGGAGCUUAAUGACGUCAAACUGUGGUGAGCCACAGCUCCAGACGUAUGAAGGAGCCCUGCAGCAGAACCACCAACACUAGUCUGGGAUAAGCUUGAGGUACACCCCCACGCCACGAGGACGACGGAUGCUUCAGAAUCAAAUGUUAGAUGAGGGUAUCUUAGUUUAAGCUGCUCUUUUUUGGUGACAGAAGCUCAGAUUGGUCGUACCAUGAACAAAGCAGUUCAUCCGUCCAGAAGACUGAUGCAUGAGGCGAUCAGGCUCUGAGCCCCCAGAAGGAAAUGACUGUUUACAACCACGAGUGAGGUUUGCCUCGGUUUAUGUCUUCUUCUGUCUGACAUGCAUCUGCUGUUUAGUGCACUGUACAGUUACAAUGAGAAAUGUGUGUAAAUAUACAUGAACAAAUGUCAAGGUCAUCAGCAAAUAUAUGAAAAUGAACAGAAGCACUUUUUGUUAGAAGAAAAGUCUAUUCAGAACCAAGUCAUUUUAGAACUAAUUUUAAAAGCGCAUUACCCAGAAUUCCAACAAAUGUUUAGUGAUUAAUCUGUUAUCAUUGAUGUAAAUCCUCAGGAACAUGAACCAUGAACGUGAAUUGGAAAGUCAGGGUCCUAUGCACUUUAUGUAACCCAAAUUUACAUCCAACAGUGCAACCACACAAGCACAGCGCAGAACAGGCUCGGUUUAACCUGAAGUUUCAUCAUUCAAGUUCAAUACCCACACAUGACAUUUUCAGUAUUUCUGUAAGUUCUGAAUUAAAGUAGUAUCCUGCAUCUGUGACCGUCUCCCGUCUCACUGUUCUCCAACUCUGCAAAGCUCAAGCCUGCUCCAAUAUAACUCCUUUGCAAUGUCUGUUGUAACUGAUGUAAAAUAUGUAUGAAAAUCUACCCUGUGUAAAUGAUUUAAUAGCAAAUAAAUGUGUAACUAAUAUCUAUUUAUCUUCAAAGAUGACUGAUAGAGCUGUUAAAUCCUGCUUCCUCGACUGUUGUUGCUGCUCAGACACUGUGUGCUUUGUAUUAAAAUUUGCAGCAUCUCCAA